AUGGAAGACUACGAUGAUAACACAAACCGCCCGCAAAAGUGCGAGAAACGAGCCAAAUCCACCAAUCCGAGAUUCGGAUUCAAAUGCCCUAGCCAAGCGGUUGCUCCCCCCCAGGAGACGAAUGAGAGAGAGAAAGAAAAGAAAUGUACUAACGACAGAAGGCCCACCCCACAGCCUUUUUUUUUAUUUUUACUGGGGCUCAUAAAUUGCAAUCCUUCGGGUUGGCUGGGACCGCUACAAAAAGAGCUAAAAGAGGUUAUAAAGCAACGACGGCAAGCAAUUGGGUGAAAGUCAAACCCCUGCGCGCAAAGAGCGCUGCGCAGAUCAAAACCCGCCGAGCACCUAACGCGGACUCCAACGGGCGGUGA
This is a messenger RNA of Microbotryum saponariae, 368 nucleotides long. The record is from the annotation of a GenBank genome assembly. Lineage: Eukaryota; Fungi; Basidiomycota; Microbotryomycetes; Microbotryales; Microbotryaceae.